GUGUGAAUCAAAUCUCGAACUCUAUCAGCUGUAAGAAAUGGCUUCUUUCAAACUUCAGAACUGCUUUGUACUCUUGCUUGAUUUGUUCUUGCUUACAGUUCCAGUCCUUUGUGAUGAGAAGGAUAAUCUACUCCAAGGCAUUAACAGUUACAGGAAAUUGAAAGGCUUACCAGAUUUAACAAAAAAUGACAAAGCUGGAUGCCUUGCUGACGAAAUUGCGGACAAACUCGAAAAUGAGCCUUGUGCGCGUAUAACUGGCUCAAAUAGUACUCCACCAACUACACCACAAUUCUCGAAUUACCCUGAGGCUCUGAAGAAAUGUAAAGUAGAUGAUGCGUACACCAAGGAUGGAAAGAUAUUGCCAGUCUGUGUGAAAAAUCGAAUUCCAACUCUCGUGCUCACGAACUACACGCAGUCUUCCUAUGCGACGUAUUUCAACGACUCUAAGUAUACAGGAGCUGGAGUCGGACACGAAGAUGAUUGGACAGUGGUGGUUUUGAGCACAAAUACAACUGCCGGGAGUCUAACAAGCGGUGCUGGUGCUGGUGCUGUUUAUGGUAACGUCUGUUUUAAGUACCCGAUGGUCUUGCUUUUAGCAUCGCUACUAGUCCUCGUAAUUUAGACAAGCCUACUGAUCGUAUUCUGCAGUAUUCGUGAGGGAUGUUUGGCAUUCUGUAGUUAGCUGCCUUGGUGAAACUAUUAUGUCUUCGUGAUGUUCUCGUUUUUAUUUUUCAUCAUCUGACUGCUAAGAAAACUUCUGGCUGUAGUAUCCUGAAGUCCAUUUGGCUCAUGUUUGAGUUUUAAGAUUUGCAUAACUUUCUCCUUGUUUCUGUUUCAAUAUAAACAUAGGUGAGUGUUCUGUCU
Molecule: messenger RNA, 864 nt
Organism: Daucus carota subsp. sativus
Lineage: Eukaryota; Viridiplantae; Streptophyta; Magnoliopsida; Apiales; Apiaceae
Exons: 2
Coding region: 38-622 (194 amino acids)
Source: RefSeq, a predicted model, not a curated record